Molecule: messenger RNA, 1538 nt
Organism: Balaenoptera ricei (Rice's whale)
Lineage: Eukaryota; Metazoa; Chordata; Mammalia; Artiodactyla; Balaenopteridae
Gene: LRRC18
Product: leucine rich repeat containing 18
Exons: 2
Coding region: 218-985 (255 amino acids)
Molecular function (GO): protein binding
Source: RefSeq, a predicted model, not a curated record
ACACUGGAACCCACGAACAAAUGGUUGAGUCCUAGGCUGGGCUGGGCCCUGUAAGGAGGGAUUCUUCAUGGAACACACUACAGUACAUGCCUCACAUCUCUAUCUCCACAACAGGCAAAGAGUCUAUCUUCUAGCAGUUUCAUGUGACUUUUUUCUCUAACUGAUCACCAGUCAAUCAGAACAACAUACUUCAAACAUACCCCCUUACUAAAAGAACAUGGCCAAGGGCGGGAAAGGCCCCAAGGGUAAAAAGAUCACCCUCAGUGUGGCCAAGAAUUGUAUCAAGAUCACAUUUGAUGGGAAGAAACGCCUUGACUUGAGCAAGAUGGGAAUUACCACCUUUCCCAAGUGUAUUCUGCGACUCAGUGAUGUAGACGAGCUCAACCUUAGCCGGAAUAUGAUCAGGAAGAUUCCUGACUCAAUCUCCAAGUUCCAGAACCUGCGGUGGCUGGACUUGCACAGCAACUACAUUGACAAGCUCCCUGAGUCCAUCGGCCAGAUGACCUCUCUGCUCUACCUCAAUGUCAGCAACAACAGGCUGACCACCAAUGGGCUGCCUGUGGAGCUCAAUCAGCUCAAGAAUAUCCGCACUGUGAAUUUCGGUCUGAACCAUCUGGACCGCGUGCCCACCACGCUAGGCGCUCUGAAGGAGCUCCACGAGGUGGGGCUCCAUGACAACCUGCUGAGCACCAUCCCCAACAGCAUCUCCAAGCUCCCCAAGCUGAAAAAGCUCAACACAAAGCGAAACCCCUUUCCCAAGCCGGAGGAGCCGGAUACGUUCAUAGAUUCCGUCAAGAGGCUGGACAACCUAUAUCUGGUGGAGGAGAAGGAUCUAUGUGGGCCUUGCCUGAGAAAAUGCCAACAGGCCCAGGACAAGCUGAACAAAAUCAAAAGCAUGGCCACGGCGGCACCGAGAAGGGCCAUCUUUUCCAGUUUGGUCUCACCCAACUCCAUGGCCAAGGAAUCCCAGGAAGAUUGGAGGUGACCUGGGACCCUGACCCUAAGGCAAGAAGGGAAAAGGGAGGGAGGCAAGAUGACAAUGGGCUACAUCCUCACAAAACUGAGGGAUUCUUCCGUUACUGCAAUAACUCCUCCAGUCAAGUCCAUAAAAUACCUUUCCCUACCUCCUUGGCUUGUGAUUUUGUUGACUGAAGGGCUUUUAGUUCUUUGCCAUUCUGUACACUUCUGUCUUCUCUGCAUGCGCACACCCGCACAUACAAGCACAAUGAGUCAGGAAAGGGACAUCUGUCUCACUUCUGCCCCAGAACUCUCCUGCCUACAGCCCCUGGCCUGGGCAGCUGAUACAGCCAGCACACUCUUAGUCUCAUUAUCACACAUUUCUGGACCAACUGCCAGCUCCCCAGUGUGGAGUUUGUUCUAUUGGAAUGCUUUGGGCCAGCCUUCAAAAGUCAGGCAUCUCUAAGCAUGGGUUGGUAGGCGGGCAGAUGGACAUAUAGUCUUGAGAAGGGGACAAAACUGGGCCACAGAGAUGGGCAGAUAUUAUCAUUAAGUAUUGGCAUUAACUUCUUGGGCUCUAA